AUGGAGGUUGUGUACUUGAGGAGUCUGCAGGAGAUGCUAGAAGCCGAAUUGCAGUACCUUGCGGCGCGACACUCAACUUCCACAUCCUCGACAUUGGAGUUGUCGUGGAAAGAAGUGGCGCACGCUUUCAAAGACGAACGGCAUCAAGCCGUGGUAGAGCAAGCGGAGGUCAAAGCUGUCGUCUUGGGAUACCAGUCGUUGGCUCGAGACAUGCAGCAUUGGGUCACCGCCCAGAUGUCAGUUCCAGACGCUCUCAAUGUUCGAAUCCCAGCGUGGAGGCUCGUGCACCUUCCGUCGAAUCCUCGAUCAAGAGCUCUAGGGAAGGAAUGGAUCACACAACGCAUGUACCAUAACCUGGAGCAAGUGUUCAAGGACCACCACAUGCCGCCCGCCCAUGCUUCGAACCCCGAGUCCUUCGAGUUCGCCAUGUCAUCAGACAACACGACGCUCGACUUUCUCCAUCGCCUUCAGUUUGUCUCGUACUAUCCUCCUUCCAUCAUUGUUUCCACGUUUCGGCACAUGCUCUGCUCCAUGUUGCUCGUGGAUCGACACGACCCUGCC
Molecule: messenger RNA, 561 nt
Organism: Aphanomyces astaci
Lineage: Eukaryota; Oomycota; Saprolegniomycetes; Saprolegniales; Verrucalvaceae
Exons: 2
Source: RefSeq, a predicted model, not a curated record